AUGCGCUCCUUCUUCGCUAUCUUGGCCCUUGCCACCAUCUCCUACGCGCAGUUUGCCCAGCAACUUCCAUGUGGAUUCUGUGAGUUUCCUUCUUCUCCUUGUACCUGACAAUUCUGAUCCGAUUUCAGCGUGCUCCCGCCGCACCGUGGUCAAUGCGAUCAUCGACGGACAACCCGGAACUGCCACCUGCUCGGAGAACACAAACCCGGCCAGAUGUCUCGGGUGUUGCCAGUCGAGAGCUCUCCAGGACGGACUCACCGUUGACCGUGCUUCCGGAUUCUUGUCGAACGACCAGAGAUCGUGCGUCUGCUGCUUCAGCAACAGCAACAGAAACUGCGGAAACAACAACACGUUCGGAAAGUAA
Molecule: messenger RNA, 364 nt
Organism: Caenorhabditis sp. 36 PRJEB53466
Lineage: Eukaryota; Metazoa; Nematoda; Chromadorea; Rhabditida; Rhabditidae
Source: the annotation of a GenBank genome assembly